AUGCUUCCUCUCCAAAGUCAGGUUUCACGACCCUUGGAUUCAUAUUCACUGAAAGAAUGGAAAGGUGUGGAGAUUCAUGAUACACCUGGGGCGGGCUAUUAUGGGCCACUGUCAUCUUCGUAUUUCGGGGCUCGCAUGAGUCACUUCCUGGCCAAUGUGAGCAAGGGCUUAGAGUCGGCGUUUCAGAUUGGUUCUUUCCGGCUGAACUAUCCGCCUACAUGUCACCAUGCGUCGGAGAAGAUGGAGCCGAAUACCUUGUCCCGGGCUCAAGAGCAAUAUUUUCUUGAUCUGCUCUGGCAGUCAUUUCAUUGCGUCUAUCCAAUCAUCGUGGAACCGGAUUUCAGGAUCUACUACGAGUAUUUAUGGGAAAGAGAUCAAGUUACACGACGUCCUUCUCCACUGGUAGAUAGCCUGCUAGCUGUUUGUAUGCAAUAUGGAGCCACAUUUCUCAUGAGUGAUGAGAAUGACGUGGAAAGUGAUGGGGGUCACCAUGUUGCAACAGUUUCGAAAGAGAGUCACGCAUUCUUUCGUCGGGCUCAGACCCUGCUUCUUGACCAGAUGGAAAGCCCUUCGAUAAUGGCAUUGCAGAGCCACAUAUACUGUAUUGUCUAUUUGCAUAAUACCUCAUUCUUCAAUGCGGCCUAUUCUCUUUUGGGAACAGCUGUGAGGGUUGCUCAGAGUCUUCGGCUCCAUCUACCGCGUGACACGUCAAUUCAGAAGGACCAAGACUUAUACCAACGUCUUUGGCAUACACUGUUUGUCCUAGAUUGUCAGUUGUCCAUGGUUCUGGGCCGACCUUUGGUAACCCGUGUUGAAGUUAAUUUGGAUCUACCAGGAGAUACCCAGGAACACGCGCUUCUAUCUGGCUCAAUGUUGAUGAUCCCAGGCCACGAGGAAAUCAGCUGGUUAACCUUCCACGUACAGUCUACCCGGCUAUUGACCAUCGCGCAAAGUGUCCAAAUUGCCUUCUAUCAACAAGGCGCUCGAUUAAUCGAGCAGAAGAAUGCCGAAAGUAUAUACUGUGACCUUUACAUGAUCGAAGAGCUAGCCGCAUGCCUUGCCCGAGAAGUUGGCGCGAUAUACGACUGGACACGUCAUGUACCACCCUCGCUCCAGAAUUGCCGAGUUUCCGGCGAACCAUUCUCCACGAAGCGCAUUCCAAUCAAUUUUGAUACCUCCAGUCCCCUAUGGCUCCAACGACAACGAAUCCUCCUUGAGCUCCUGUACCAUCAUCUCCAACUCUCGACCUUUCGCUCAUUCCUGCGCUUCCCACCUGGAAACUCGUCAAUCACCCCAUUAUCAGACUGCCACAGCAUUAACUGCUUGAACCAUGCUGUCGCUUUGACCAACCUUCUCCACCAAGUACUCACCGAAACUGACCUACUCCGUGGAUGGAAUCCCGUAUUCCAGUACCAAUGGGAUGCCGCUCUGUGCACCCUAGGCUUCGUCCUAGCCAACCCAGUCUGUCCACCAACCCCCGCAGCUCGCAAGUCCAUCCAGACAGCCAUACACUGCUUUGAAAUAAUGGGGAAGAACUCUGUGGCGGCUAGAACGGCAGCAGAGAUAGUGCGAGAAGCUGGGAUCCAAGCUGAGACGCUUGUUGAAAAGUUCCAUAAUAGCUUGUCAGCUCGUGGCCCACCGACAAAACAGCGGGCUCAGACUAGCGCUGCAGUGCAAGUUAUGGCGGCGCCGGCAUUGACACCGGAGUAUCUACAGAGUUUGGAGGCGAAUCAAUCUUUUAAAAUCGGGGACUUUGUGAAUGAUCUAUCGACUGGUGAUAUUCUCGCAUUUGAUGCUUCAAAGUUCCCUGGUAUUACGGAUGAUGUACUCUCUACAAUGGAACUCCCGUGGGAGAAUGAUGAGGUGGCUCUGGACUCGUUCUCGCUCUCUCUGGGAAACACCAUGUAG
Molecule: messenger RNA, 1908 nt
Organism: Penicillium odoratum
Lineage: Eukaryota; Fungi; Ascomycota; Eurotiomycetes; Eurotiales; Aspergillaceae
Product: fungal specific transcription factor domain-containing protein
Exons: 1
Coding region: 1-1908 (635 amino acids)
Biological process (GO): positive regulation of transcription from RNA polymerase II promoter by galactose; DNA-templated transcription
Cellular component (GO): nucleus
Molecular function (GO): zinc ion binding; DNA-binding transcription factor activity, RNA polymerase II-specific; RNA polymerase II cis-regulatory region sequence-specific DNA binding
Source: RefSeq, a predicted model, not a curated record